GGAAGUGGAAUUUUACAGUUACAGUUAAAGUAAAAACACGAGGAGCUCUAGUCAUAUUGUUAUCAUCCAUGGAUCAAAAACAAACCAGCAGCCUCGCCAGAUAUCUGGACGGAGAAUUCUGGGAGAUUAAAGAUGCUUUUCGGGACGCGAUUUCAAAGUGUGAACUGUUUCAGUCCAGCAGUUAUGAACUGACUCUGGAUCAGAGCAGAGAUCUGACUGCAGAGAGACUCCAUCACAUCUUAAGACUGCCAUUCAUGAGAGAACACCUUCAAAAUCAGCUAAAAGAGAAGCAAAUAGGCUUCAUAAACAAGAGUUUUGGCAUCACUGAGCUCAUCUGCUCCGCUGACAUGGCCACAGGAGUCAAGCUCGGUGUCGUGUGUGGACUGUACGGCGGUGCUGUCAAUAAUCUCGGCAGUCCAGAGCAGAAGAUGAAGUGGUAUCUGCCCGUAUCAGAGUUACAGUUUACAGGGAUGUUUGCGAUGACCGAGAGGGGCCACGGUAGCAACGUUCGAGGCAUUAUCACUGAGGCCCGAUAUGAUCAGUCCACACAGGAGUUCAUUAUUCACACACCUUCUGAAGAUGCUCAGAAAAUGUACAUCGGGAACGCAUUAAAAGGAAACUACGCUGCUGUAUUUGCUCAGCUCAUUAUAAACGGAGAAUCUCAGGGUCCCCACUGUUUUAUUGUGCCGAUCCGUGAUCUGAAUGGAGUCAUGUGGCCGGGAGUGACGACCAUUGACAUGAAGCACAAGGAGGGUCUGAAUGGGGUUGACAAUGGCAUUUUGAUAUUUAAUAACGUACGGAUACCACGGGAAAAUCUGCUGGGAAAGUUUGGUUCUGUGUCAGCUGAGGGUUUGUACUCGUCUCCUGUCCUCAGUAAAAGCAGUCGCUUCAAUAAGAUGCUGGCUGCCCUGACACCCACCCGCCUGGGUCUCACCGUACAGGCCAUGGCAGCCAUGAAGCUGGGGCUCGUCAUCGCAGUACGCUACAGUCACAGUCGCAGACAGUUCGGUCCGAAGGACCAGGAUGAGGUGAAGAUCAUCGAGCACCAGACGCAGCAUCUGAGACUGAUGCCACACCUAGCUGCUGCCCUCGCUCUCACCUUCACCACAAGAUAUGCAGCAGGCUUGAUGGAUGAUGCGUUGUGUCAGGGUCAGGAUCUUCAGAGCAAUCGCGCUCUGCAAGCCCUCGUCGCAGGACUCAAAGCCUACAGCACGUGGGAGAACCUCGUGUGUCUGCAAGACUGCCGUGAGUGUACUGGCGGCAUGGGCUUUAUGAUGGAAAACCGUAUUCCGUCUUUGAAGUGUGAUUCAGACGUCUUUGUCACAUUUGAGGGCGACAACAUGGUCAUGCUUCAGGUGGUGGUACGAGAGCUGCUAACCCAGUACACCAAACAGAUGGGGAACAACUUGGUGAUUGGACUGAUUAGAAACUGGACCAGCUCAGUGUCAGACAGCCUUAGAACCAGUGUUCUUGGCUUCAGCGUGGACAAAGUAGGAGACCUAAUGUUCCUGCUGAAAGCGGUGAGCUACAGGGAAAGGGUGUUACAGCGCAGUCUAGCAAGUCGACUUUACACAAAGGUGGAGAAAAACAAAGAUGAGUUUUUUAUGGCCUGGAACUCUUGUUUACAUCAUGUGACCACUUUGGCAAUGGCACACAUACACAAAGUGACCUUGGAGCAGUUUGCUCUCGCCAUUCAAGAGUGCCGUAUCAAAGAGGACCAUGCCUUGCUCACCAAGUUCUGCCUUCUUCACGGCACUAGUCUGGUGUACCAGGAGAGAGCGUGGUAUCUGGAGCACAACUACCUGACCCCCGGCACCAGCCGACAGAUCCGCAGCCAGCAUUUAGAGUGUAAAGACAGCAACACAUGGGUUUUGAACCAUCAGUAUGUCAUCUGAUCCAGCAUGCUGUGGCUCUGCUCAAAACAUUGGUUAUGCUUCUGGAGCUGUGCAGAUCAGUGAAGGAUGAUGCGCUGAAGGUGGUCGAUGACUUCAACAUCCCGUCCUGCUGCAUCCAGGCUCCUAUCGCUGGGGUCGCGAACCCUCGAGCCGAAUGGGCCUUCUACCCCAAGCCACAGUAUCCCAGCAGCACCCAGCCUCUGUCUAAGCUCUGAGCGAGUGAACACGGCUUUAUGAGGAUAUGGAAGGCAGUUGAGUGAUUUCAGGGAGCUGGCCGGGUCGGUUUGGAACAGCUUUGGUCAAUGCACAGGACUUACGAAUGCAAAGUUCAUCAUUCUUUGUGCCAAGAAGAAUGGUAGAACUUUCUGCUAAUGGCUAAGGCCUUUUCCACACUACUCUUUCUUGUCUUUUUAAUAAUGUGUGUGUAUGAAGAAGGGAAUUUCGGUUAUGUGAGUUGCACAUUGAGUCUUUCAUACAGUUUUUGUAAUUCUUAAAUGCUUCUGUGAUUUUAGCCUAAUCUAUUUAAAAUGGGAAGUAGGGAUAAACACCAGCCAAACAUGAAUCACAACUACACUCUAAAAAUGCUGGGUUAAAAACAACCCAGUUUGGGUUAAAUAUGGACAAACUCAGUGAUUGGGUUGUUUUUACCCAGCGGUUGGGUUAAAUGUUUGCCCAACCUGCUGGGUAGUUUUAUUUAACUCAACUAUUGUUUAAAAAUGACUGUAUGUCUGGCUUAAAAUGAACCCAAAAUAGGUUGGAAAUUAAAAAUCAGACACAUAAUUACUAGAGGAAACAAUAAUAAUCAAAAGGUGAACAUUUAUUAAUAAGGAAUUUAAUAAAUGUUUAUUGUUUAAUUAUUAAACUUAUUAAUAAAUGUUUAUUUACUACACAUAUUAAUAAAUGUGUGUUUUGGGAUAAUUUUAAGUGAGCAAAACAGUAAUUUUUAAACAAUAGUUAAGUUAAAUAAAACUGCCCAGCAGGUUGGGCAAACAUUUAACCCAACCACUGGGGUAAAACAACCCAAUCGCUGGGUUUGUCCACAUUUAACCCAACCGCUUGGUCAAAACAACCCAAUCGCUGGGUUUGUCCAAAUUUAACCCAGCCACUGGGCUAAAACAACCCAAUCGCUGUGUUUGUUCACAUUUAACACAAUUGCUAGGUUUGUCCAAAUUUAUCCAAACCGCUGGGUCAAAACAACCCAAUCGCUGGUUUUGUCCACAUUUCACCCAACCUUUAGGUCAAAACAACCCAAUCGCUGGGUUUUGUCCACAUUUAACCCAACCUUUAGGUCAAAACAACCCAAUCGCUGGGUUUUGUCCACAUUUCACCUAACCUUUAGGGCAAAACAACCCAAUCGCUGGGUUUUGUCCACAUUUAACCCAACCUUUAGGUCAAAACAACCCAAGCGCUGGGUUUUGUCCACAUUUAACCAAACCUUUAGGUCAAAACAACCCAAUCGCUGGUUUUGUCCACAUUUAACCCAACCGCUGGGUCAAAACAACCCAAUCGCUGUGUUUGUUUACAUUUAACACAAUCGCUGGGCUAAAACAACCCAAUCACUGGAUUGGUCCAUUUUUAACCCAACUUGGGUUGUUUUUUAACCCAAAAGCAUUUUUUAGUGUGUAUCUAAAUGCCGAACAUCUUGCACUUACAGCGGAGCUCUGAUAGUCUGGAUCUGAGCUGUAACUGUAAUAUUUUGGUUUAGUUUACAGGUGAGCAGUGCCACAAGGCAGUUUUUACACUUUCUUAAGAAGAGCCUGAAUGUAAUAGUCAUCACAUGGCACACAGUAAUUGAAUAUUUAUGCAAAUGAGCAACGGAAACCACACUACAGUGUUGGACACAUAAAAUGUUUGUUUAAAUAGAAAGAUGAUAAUAUAUUACUGCUGCUAUGGUUUUUAAUGCCAUUAUCAACUGCCAUAAUUUUAUCUGUUUACAAUUUGAGCCAAAAAAAAAAAAAAAAGGUUCUAGUUUUGGAAUAAUCUGCUCAGUCGAGGUCAAAAGGAUGUUCAUUUAUUUAUGCUACUGUUGUACAUUUAGUUUGGACCAAACUACCAAUUAUCUUGCCCAAGUUUUAAUGUUUAAUCUGUUAACAUUUUAUAAAUGUCCAUAUCCGCUAAUGUAGUCUUUGCACACACAAAAUCAGUUUGUUCACAGCAACACGUUUUGCAAAUAAAUUGUUGCAUAUCCAGG
Molecule: messenger RNA, 4086 nt
Organism: Ctenopharyngodon idella (grass carp)
Lineage: Eukaryota; Metazoa; Chordata; Actinopteri; Cypriniformes; Xenocyprididae
Gene: acoxl
Product: acyl-CoA oxidase-like
Exons: 20
Coding region: 69-1895 (608 amino acids)
Biological process (GO): lipid homeostasis; fatty acid beta-oxidation using acyl-CoA oxidase
Cellular component (GO): peroxisome
Molecular function (GO): fatty acid binding; FAD binding; acyl-CoA oxidase activity
Source: RefSeq, a predicted model, not a curated record